Salvelinus fontinalis (brook trout) is the source of this 4508-nucleotide messenger RNA. RefSeq names its product equilibrative nucleoside transporter 2-like. The transcript is spliced from 13 exons. Bases 874 to 2298 code for a protein of 474 amino acids. Gene Ontology annotation, cellular component: plasma membrane; basolateral plasma membrane. Lineage: Eukaryota; Metazoa; Chordata; Actinopteri; Salmoniformes; Salmonidae. Gene Ontology annotation, biological process: thymine transport; adenine transport; hypoxanthine transport. The record is from RefSeq and is a predicted model, not a curated record. Gene Ontology annotation, molecular function: nucleoside transmembrane transporter activity.
UAUUUUGGGUCCAUGGCCAGGAAACUCCCCAGACCUUAAUCCCAUUGAGAACUUGUGGUCAAUCCUCAAGAGGCGGGUGGACAAACAAACCCCCACAAAUUCUGACAAACUCCAAGCAUUGAUUAUGCAAGAAUGGGCUACCAUCAGUCAGGAUGUGGCCUAGAAGUUAAUUGACAGCAUGCCAGGGCGGAUUGCAGAGGUCUUGAAAAAGAAGGGUCAACACUGCAAAUAUUGACUCUGCACCAACUUCAUGUAAUUGUCAAUAAAAGCCUUUGACACUUAUGAAAUGCUUGUAAUUAUACUUCAGUAUUCCAUAGUAACAUCUGACAAAAAUAUCUAAAGACAAUGAGGCAGCAGACUUUGUGAAAAUUAAUAUUUGUGUCAUUCAAAACUUUUGGCCACGACUGUACAUUUAACAAACAAGAAAAUUGUGCCCUUUGGUUUGCUUAAUAUAAGGAAUUUGAAAUUAAUUUGAAAUUAUUUAUACUCUUACUUUUUCUUUUGUAUAUUUUAGCAAUUACAUUUACUUUGAUACUUAAGUAUAUUUGAAAACAAAUAAUUUUAGACUUUUACUCAAGUAGUAUUUUUGCUGAGUUACUUACACUUCUACUUUAGUCGUUUUCUAUUAGUGUAUCUUUUAUUUUACUCAAGUGUGACAAUUGGGUACUUUUCCACCCCUGAACAAACUUAGCUGAACAAAACAUCCAAUAGGCGCUCUCAAAAUUGGCGCUCCGUGUACAGGAAACACUUGUCUGUCAAGCAAUCGCGCUAAAUGUUGAAAAGCGUUCACUUCAUUGAGCGCGAUUAAUCAGCUUCGCAAAGACGAUACCAGCUACUAAACAAUUCGACUCUAACUGACUCGAGAGGAUCAGGAUGACUACCCAGAAGAAAGCCCCUGUGGACCGAGGCUGUGCUGUGGCCGUCAUCAUCUUUAUCCUGGGACUGGGGACACUGCUGCCAUGGAACUUCUUCAUCACCACCACUGAGUAUUUCGACGACCGCCUCAAAGGGACCCCGUCAAGUUACGGAACGACCCCAGUUACUAAUGGAACGACCCCAGUUACGAAUGGAACGACCCCAGUUACUAAAGACUACGAAUUUGCCAGCUUUAUGACCCUUCUAUCCCAGCUGCCCCUGCUCCUCUUCACCCUAGCCAACUCGUUCCUGUACCAAUGUAUCAGAGAGAAGGUCCGGAUUGCUGUCAGUCUGGUCUCCAUCCUCUGCCUCUUCCUCCUCACGGCCAUUAUGGUCAAGGUGCCCAUGCAGCCCGACAGCUUCUUCUCUAUUACCAUGGCAACUAUCUGGUUCAUCAACUCUUUUGGAGCUGUGCUCCAGGGCAGUCUGUUUGGGCUGGUAGGAAUGCUCCCCCCGAAGUACAGCACAUUGUAUCUGAGUGGUCAGGGACUGGCAGGGAUCUUCGCUGCUCUGGCCAGUCUGCUCUCUAUCCUCAGUAAAGCAGACAAGGCCAGUGCUGCUCUUGGGUACUUCCUAACCCCCUGUUUGGCAACUCUGCUCACUUUGCUCAGCUACUUACUACUGCCACACCUGGAGUUUGCCCGGUUUUACUUUGAGAAAAGUAAAAGUCACCAUGACCAACUGGCGACCUCAAGCGAGCCUCUCAAAAGUGCAGACAAAGAAAAAGAAGCUUUGGCCAAUGGUGACCUGAAUGGCUACAACAAUAAACCCAUAAUAACAAAUGGUGAUUUUGAGGCCAGUGGGACCAAAGAAGCCCUGUCAAUGACAAAACAGACUGACAGUCACACCAGGUCAUCUGUCCUGGCAGUCUUCAAAAAAAUUUGGGUGAUGGCCCUCUGUGUGACGUGUGUGCUGGCUGUCACACUGUCGGUUUUCCCCGCUGUCACGGUGAAAGUGAAGAGUGUGUAUGGAAACAAGGAGUGGGACCGAUACUUUCUCUGUGUCUGCUGCUUCGUCGUCUUUAACGCCAUGGACCUGAUUGGCCGCAGUGUCACCUCUAUGGUUCAGUGGCCCUCAAAGAGAAGCCGUCUGUUGCCAGUGCUCGUGGGGUCCCGUGUGGUCUUCAUCCCUCUCAUUAUGCUGUGUAACACUGACAACCGUCAGUACCUGCCAGUCCUGUUCUCCCAUGACGUUGCCUUCGUUGCCAUCAUGACAUUAUUCGCCGUGUCCAAUGGAUACUUAAUCUGUCUCUGCAUGUCCUACGCACCUCAGUUGGUGAGGUCUAAAGACUGUGAGACAACAGGGGCCUUGAUGACCUUCUUCCUGGCUCUGGGUCUGUCUCUAGGGGCAGCCCUCUCCUUCCUGCUGAGGAACCUGCUUUAGAGAACACUACCUUCUACAUACCGCUCUAACCAAACCAAGUCUGGUUACGCUCUUAUAAAAAUAGACUGCUAUCUUGAACCUAAAAGGGUUAUCCAUCUGUCCCCAUAGGAGAAGACUUUGAAGAAGCCUUUUUGAAUCCAGGCAGAACCCUUUUGGGUUCCAUGUAGAACCCUCUGUGAAAAGAAAAGGGUUCUACCUGGAGCCAAAAAGGGUUCUCCUAUGGGGACAGCCAAAUAACCCUUUUGGAACAAUUUUUUUCUAAGAGUGUAUUUAUGUGUUAUUCGUUGAAUAGAAAUGGGUUAUACACAUAUUCAUUAAUGCCAAAGCAAACGUACAGUACCAGUCAAAAGUUUGGACACACCUAUUCAUUCCAAGGUUUUUCUUUAUUUUUACUAUUUUCUACAUUGUAGAACAAUAGUGAAGACAUCAAAACUAUGAAAUAACACAUAUGGAAUGAUGUAGUAACCAAAACAUUUAUUUUAUAUUUGAUAUUCCUCAAAGUAUCCACCCUUUGCCAUGAUGACAGCUAUGAACACUCUUAGCAUUCUCUCAACCGGCUUCAUGAGGUAGUCACCUGGAAUGCAUUUCAAUUAAGAGGUGUGCCAUAUUAAAAGUUAAUUUGUGGAAUUUAUUUCCUUCUUAAUGCGUUUGAGCCAAUCAGUUGUGUUGUGACAAGGUAGGGGUGGUAUACAGAAGAUAGCCCUAUUUGGUAAAAGACCAAAUCCAUAUAAUGGCAAGAACAGCUCAAAUAAGUAAAGAGAAAUUACAGUCCAUCAUUACUUUAAGACAUGAAGGUCAGUCAAUCCGGAAAAUGUCAAGAACUUUGAGUUUCUUCAACUGCAGUCGCAAAAACCAUCAAGCACUAUGAUAAAACUGGCUCUCAUGAGGAAGGCCACAUGAAAGGAAGACCCAGAGUUACCUCUGCUGCAGAGGAUAAGGUCAUUAGAGUUAACUGCACCUCGGAUUGCAGCCCAAAUAAAUCCUUCACAGAGUUCAAGUAACAGACACAUCUCAACAUCAACUGUUCAGAGGAGACUGCGUGAAGAAACCACUACUAAAGUACACCAAUAAGAAGAAGAGACUUGCUUGGGCCAAGAAACACAAGCAAUGGACCUUAGACCGGUGGAAAUCUGUCUUUUGUCUGAUGAGUCCAAAUUUGAGAUUCUUGGUUCCAACCGCCGUGUCUUUGUGAGACGCCGAGUAGGUGAGCGGAUGAUCUCCGCAUGUGUGGUUCCCACCGUGAAGCAUGGCGGAGGAAGUUUGAAGUUGUUGGGGUGCUUUGCUGGUGACACUGUCUGAUUUAUUUAGAAUUCAAGGCACACUUAACCAGCAUGGCUAUCACAGCAUUCUGUAGCAAUACGCCAUCCCCUCUGGUUUGCGCUUAGUGGGACUAUCAGUUGUUUUUCAGCAGGACAAUGACCCAAAACACACCUCCAGGCUGCGUUAGGGCUAUUUGACCAAGGAGAGUGAUGGAGUGCUGCAUCAGACCUGGCCUCCACAAUCUCCCAACCUCAACCCAAUUGAGAUGCUUUGGGAUGAGUUGGACCACAGAGUGAAGGAAAAGCAGCCAACAAGUGCUCAGCAUAUGUGGGAACUCCUUCAAGACUGUUGAAAAAGCAUUCCUCAUGAAGCUGGUUGAUGAAGAGAAUGCCAAGAGUGUGCAACGUUGUCAUCAAGGCAAAGGGUGGCUACUUUGAAGAAUGUAAAAUAUAAAAUAUAUUUUUGAUUUGUUUAACACUUUUUUGGUUAUUACAUGAUUCUAUAUGUGGUAUUUCAUAGUUGUGAUGUCUUCACUAUUAUUCUACAAUGUAGAAAAUAGUAAAAAUAAAGAAAAACCCUUGAGUAGGUGUGUCCAAACUUUUGGCAGGUACUGUAUAUGUAUAUUUAAAACGAAGAAAAGUUAUUGCACUGUCACGCCCUGACCUUAGAGAUCCUUAUUAUUCUCUAUGUUUGGUUAGGUCAGGGUGCGACUCGGGUGGGAAAGUCUAUGUUUUCUAUUUCUUUCUUUUUGGCCAAGUAUGGUUCCCAAUCAGCGGCAGCUGUCUAUCGUUGUCUCUGAUUGGGGAUCAUAUAUAAGUUGUCAUUUUCGUUUUGGGUUUUGUGGGAUCUUGUUUUCUGUUUAGUUUCUUAGCCUUACAGAACUGUGUGCUUUCGUUUUUUGACUUUGUUAUUUUGUUUGGUGUCAUCAAUAAAGUUACGAUGUACGCCUA